CGCGCUGCCGUUUGUAAGUGUACGUACGUCUGUGUGUGUGUGUGUGUUUGCAGCCCAGGCAGCUCUGUUUAAAGGAUUGUAUGUUAGCCGGAGCAUGAGAAAAUCAUGCCUGCCAGCGGUUCAGACACUGUUUUGGCCAGGCCGUCAUUCAGCGCCCGUGUUUACUGAGGGAUGAAGAGCAGAAAACAGAGGGCAGUCAAAGCUGGAAGCAGCAGAAGGAAAGUCUCCAGCGACGUGUCCCCCUCCACCAGCCUCCCUCCUCUGGUCGAGGGCCAGUUGAGAUGCUUUCUGCGGGUGACAAUAAACCGGGUAUUAUGGACAGUCCACAAGCCCCCGUCUGCAACGUUCGUCAGGGUUCGCUGGUGGGGAGAAUCCUCCAAUGGGACACACUUCUUUCCAAGAGAUGGAUCGCAGCUCUCCCAGAAGACCUUGAAGACCGCAGCUUGCUUUGCCAUCCGCUGUGGGCCAAAGCAAUUCACCUCAUAUCUUACAGAUAUGGGCUCAUUGGUGCUGGAAGUUCUGACAAAAUCGGAUCAUUUGCCAAUCGCACGGGCUCAAGUUGCUGGCAUCUCCCGUCUCUCUCUGUCAAACCCCAUUAGUGGAUUUUAUACCCUUGUAUCUCCAACAUCUGAAAAGCUGGGAGAACUGCAGGUUUCACUUAAUUUGGAGCCUCUGACUGAAGCCUAUGACAGCAGCAGCUCAGGUCCCACCACAGAUAUCAGUGCUGAAGGACCACAAGUCACCACACUGACUGUGCCCUCACAGCCCAAGUCACUCUCAGGUGGCAGCGGGAAAGAAUCAGUUGGGAGCAGCAGAGCAAACACACCAAGAGGGAAAGACCACUUAUAUUUCCAAAAUGCCAAAAAAGAUGAAGGCAAAGUUAAGUCGCUGGAGAAUCAGGUGCCGACAACAAACAGAUCUCAGAACAGUCAAACAGCUGGGAAUCCUUUAAGUCGGGAGCCUUGUGGACAAACAACUAAUGAUAUCCUCUCAGUUAUUUUAGAGCGUGGAAACAAGCUUAGAAACGCUAUGGUAGUAUCAGCCUUGACAUGUGACAUGGAUUCUGCCUCCACUCUGAAAGAUACUCCUCUGCCUCUCCCAAAGGACAACAUCUUACCAUCUUCCAAGAUGCUUCUUCAAAAUAUUCUGGAUGUUGAUUCAACUCUCAAACACUCCGAUGAUGUUGCUGAAGUCUCAGACUGCAGCUUAGACUGUCCUGCUGACAUGGACAACAGAGCUGUGGAUCUUCUCCUUGGCAGCUUAAACACAUCUCCUCUGCCUCUCUGGAAUGGAGAGGGCUUCUCCCCUGAAUCUGGCCACAGCAGUGUUUGUGGGGAUAGUGAGCUCAAUGAUCCACAAUAUGAUCAGAGCUUACUGGAAAAUUUGUUCUACAAAACUCCUAUGUCAGAUACCAGAUUAGAUGACACAGAGGCAGAGGGUCAAGAAACCGUGUCCUCGAGUAAAAAUCAACCAAAACAGCAGGCAUGGUCUGGACCCAAGAUAAGUGGAGGUCCAAAUUCAGAGCCUAGGGGGUCUCCAGAUGCAGGUGGUAUUCUUCCUGGCCUCAGCGCAGAAAAGUUGACUUUGCUGAGUUCGAUCCGAGUGGCGAGAGUGACCAUCAAAUCCCUGAGCAUACACACAGGAAGCGCAACCACCACACCCAGGAAGACCUCCAGUAAAGGGAAACCUCCUCGACCAUUAACCAGCACAAAAUGCUCUUAUUUUGUUGAGUAUGUGUUCCCGAUGGCACCCACUUCGAGUCGACGUGAUCAUGGUAAAGCUGGAGUUGCAGAGGUGACCAGAGCUGUUUCCAGUAAAGUCAAAGGAGGAGCGGUGAAGUUCCUCCAUCACUGUGUGUUUCCUGUCCACUUCAGCACAGCAGCAGUUAAACAGUGGUGGCAAACUGAUAUGAUUUUCAAGAUUUACUCACGAAAGAGCAACCAGAAGAAACCUGUUCCCGCUGGUAAAGCAGUUCACCCACUGCGUUGUCUGCUGCAGAGCAAGCAGCUGAGUCAGUCUGUCGUAUUACCUGUACAGAGCCUGGAGGGAAACUGUGAAACACAGGAGAUUGGACCUCUCGUGGUGUCACUGGAACUUGCAACAGACAGCCAAGAUUUCUACCCUGGAAAAAGCAAAAGCAAGCUGGCUUGCAGAGACACCUCGCCUUCACAAACUGCACCCAGUCCCAGCACCCAGAGAGAGACCAGCUCCAGAUCUCAACUUGUUGAAACUGGCGGAGAGGAGUUACCUGCUCGCUCUUUAGAAGACUCCAGGCUAAAUGUUUGGAGUCCUCAGAAACCAUCGAAAGAACCCUCUCCUCAUCCUGGCCUCCACGCAUCUCCUUAUAAGUUGUGGCAGCAGGUGGAGGAGGAUCCCGAGGUCCUGCUGCAUACUUUACUCAUGGUACCAGAUGGAAGGAACUUCAGCUGCGGACUCAUGCAGGCUCCAAAUGUGUACUUGAACUGUAAACUCUUUUGGUGCGAUGAGAUGGCGAGAUCUGUGGUCAGCUGGGGUCAGGCAAACCCUUCUUUCAACUUUGUUCAGGUGACUCCUGUUGCCUUAACAACUAAGCUGUUGCAGCGGAUGAAGAAUAAUGUGAUGGUAAUCGAGGUGUGGCAGAAAACUGGAAGCUCAGGGCAGGAUCGACUCCUGGGCCUUGUUAAAUUACCUCUUCACCAGUUCUACAUGUCAUUUAGGGAUCCAAAGAUUGCCCACCUUCUUCUCCAGGCGCAGUACCCUGUUUUAGGGGUGGACUGUUACAUGCCGGUCAUUGAUGUGUUCUCAGGAAGUUGUAAAGGAAACCUUAGGGUUGUUUUAGCUAUGGGGACAUCAGAACAGAUAGUUGCCCUCCAGCGCACAAGGGACGAGGAAUAUGACUAUUUGUCUCAUCUUGUGAAACCAGUUCAUCUGCUUGAUCACCCACGACAUUCACCAACAAAGGUGAUGUCAGCACAAGAAGAAACUAUGAGAGAGCAUCUGUUUGUGAUAAGAGUGGAGAAGGUCAAUGGGCUUACACCUCUGCAGUCUACAGUGUGGGGGGAAGCUGACUGCUAUGUCCAGUACAGUUUCCCCUGUCAGGACAGUGACCCUGCUGCAACUGUGGACCAAAACCUCAUAGAGAGCAGUGUGAACCUGAAGCCGUUUCGUACGACCACUACUCUCUGUGUGCCUGACCCGACGUUUGGCCACACUGAGACUCACGUGCUUCUGGCUCCUGAAGGAGUGCCUGUCCAGAGGUUGCUGCUCAGCUCUCUUUCAACUCAAGGCCUCAGCAGUGGUGGAGGCAUCCAGUUUGAAGUGUGGUGCAGAUAUUACUAUCCAAAUGUCAGAGAUCAGCUUGUGGCCAAAGGACUGCUUCCAUUGUCCAAGCUGUGUGCUAUGAUCACCAUGCAGAGACAACAUCCUAAUGAGGCCCAAAUGUUCUCCUUGCCCCUGAUUCCCAGGACAGAUAGUCCUACGGGACGACAGCCCCAGCCCUCAGGCCUGCUAGAUGUGUGUAUUCGGUACAAGCACCGGCCUGUGAGACCUGAAGGACAGACCGGUAGAGGAGCUGCCUCUCGCAUUGUGACACUUGUGGUUCAGGUGCACAGAGCAUCAGGUCUGCAGGCAGCAGCAAGGGUAAUAUCUGGUCAAGAAGAAAGGUUCAGCUACUUUGCCAGUGUGGGGGUGAACACAUAUGUCACAGUUCAGCUCUCCUUCUUGCCCGAGAGUGAGAGGAGGUGUACCCGCAUAGCUGCGAGGACCUUCAGCCCCGAGUUCGACCACCACAUGGAGGUGUCCUGUGAUCUGCUGGUGCAGAGGAGCAGCGGAGAAACCCGAAGCCUGGCUGAGCAGCUGCAAGAGGCUUCUACUGUCUUUACUGUUUGGAACCGAGACAAUCGCAAAGCAGUGAACGUUUCCAGGCCUAAAGAUGUGAUGUUGGGUACAGUGAAAAUACUAGCUGAUCUCAUCCAUAAAAGAACAGGUAUCUCUGGCUGGUUUGGAGUGUAUUUACCUCAGGAAACAAGUUCUUCUCAGCACCAGCACGUCUUGGUCGGGGGUCUAGAGAUCUCCAUCAGCUUUGCCCACCACUCAGACAGAGAAAGAGUCAUUAAAGCUGCUCAGGGUUUGGGCUGGGUAAUGGGCCAGAGUGAGUACGAAAUGCAGGAUGAUGAUGAAGUCUGGGAAGAAAGCAUGAAGAAACUCUCUCUGACUUUGUCUCUGCCUAGAGCAUGGAUACCAGUCCACUGUUUGCUUCUCCCAGGCCACAGUGAGCUUCAGCGCUCCACCUAUUGCUACUUCAGGUACAAGUUUUAUGACCAGGAGGCCUUCUGCUCUCAGAUGAAACACCCAUCUGUCGUAGAGGGUGGGAAGGACAGCCAGGCCACAGUGAGUUUGGAAGGAAGUAGAACUGUGGAGCUGAGGAGGACUCAACCUUUAAUGUGGUAUCUGCAAGAGGAGAGGCUCGAAGUGCAGGUGUGGGUUGCUUUCAACAAGGACAAAACCAGAAGACCCACUGACACAGACCGUCUGGUUGGCUCAGCAUUUGUCGAUCUGUCCUCUCUUGCAAAGACGCCCAGGAAGAAACUGACUCUCAGUGGUGUGUACCCGCUGUUCAGGCGCUCUGCAGCAGAUCUACAAGGGGCAGCUCUCAGGGUGCACAUCACCCUGACAGCAGGUUCUGUCCCCAGGGAGUCAUCUGCUGGAGCUGACACCCAGGUGGACUCUGACAGCCAGGGGGAGCUCUUAUCAGAAGAGGUGGAAUCAGCAGAUCAACCCCCUUCGCCGUCUACCCCCAAAAAACGUACACAAAGCAGAAGCAAGAACAAAUCCUCCAGUCCGACUACAGACAUCACAUCUGUGCAGCAUACAGAAAUGAGCACGGAGGAAUCUUUUCCCGUCACAGUGGCAGUGGACCGGGCUAUGCACCUGAAUCUGAAAGGCUGUCCUCUAGCAGAGCGCAGUGAAGGGACACCAUGCUGCUGUGUUUCAUACGUCACUGCUGACUCUGCUGAACCAGUGUCCACAGCUGUCAUAGCCAACACUGACUGCCCCGUGUGGGACCAUCAACAUGAGUGCAGGCUUUCAAAGCAGCUACUGGUUGAUCCACAACAAUGUCUCGUGUUCAAAGUCUGGCACAAAGGAGAAAUGGAGAGGGUGCUUGGAUUUGCUUCUGUAGACCUGUCCCCCUUACUCUGUGGGUUCCCCUCAGUGUGUGGUUGGUACAACAUCACAGACUUCAGUGGUCAGUGUCACGGGCAGCUCAAAGUGUCCGUCACUCCUCUAAAGGGGGUCCAAGACCUCCGAGGACAGAGAAAAACUUUGAAUGAGGAAGCUGCCAAAAACUCAUCGGCUUUAUUUCAGGCCCUUCCUCUCAGCUAUCAUACUGCAGCCACCUAUAGUAGCUUCCCCUCUCAAAUCAGCCGAUGCCCUGAGCAAAAGAUCUCGUCACCUGACCACACAGACAAGCUGUUCACUGAAAGGUCCAACGAGAGCGACCGUCAUUUUGAACACAUGGACAAAGUCCGUCUUUACCAUCAGAGUCUGCAGGAUCCAACAGCAGCUCACUCUGUCUGCAGCAGCAGUGCAAGUGACAUCAAUCCCUCCAGCUCUUUCCUGUUUUCAGCACUCAGGAAAAAACUAAGCGAGCUAGACAACAUCCAGAGAUAUUUCAGUCGUAAACUUUCCACUCCCACGUUCCCGUCUGUGACUGAGCAGGACUGUCACACCAAACCCUUGGAGCAGAGGCAGUCAGAGACAGACACAAGUCAGCUUCUUCUCAAGUCCAACCAGUUAGUUGGCGAAGUCAGCAAUAUCAUUAGCGGUCUACGAGGACACCACCUGGAAACAAUUCACUCCAACCCCCAGAGCAGCUCAACAACUUCCCCUGUUGAAGACAACCUUCAAACGAUCCCUGAGAGCAUCUCCAGUCUACACAUAGCUUCAAAUUCUGCCCAAGAAGAUGUGUCUCCUCUGCCGUCGCCUCUUCCAAAGAUGUCUGAAGACCAUACAGACUCUGAGGCUGAGGAAGAAAAGGACAGCCAAAACUACAAAGUCACUGUGUCCGAGGACGAAAACGAAGAAAGAACAGACGAAGAUGAAGAUGAAGAUGAAAUGGACUGCACACGGGACGAGGGAGCUAAUGAUGAUGAAGGGGAAGAAGAAGAUUAUGAGGAGGUUGUGGUGAAGCCGAGGCAUUUGAAUGAGGUGACCUCUUUAACAGACAAAACCAGUCCAUGGACCAGCAUCCUGUCAGACCCCGACACGGUUUCUUUGGAGAGCCUGGAGGCACCAGAGGAGCCAGACCUGAGCCAAGACGAGGAUGAGAAGAGCCAGAUGGUAAAUCUGGAAACUCGUGACUCCAGUGGGAAACACAAAUGUACAGGACGAGGGGAGAGUGACAGUUUUCAUGGAUCAGCAGGAAACGCUUCAGGCACAGAGAGAAAUUAUAAAAGGACAAUACAAGCUUUAGACGAGAAACAAGCAAAAAGGCGCCACAGCCCCAACAAGGGGUCAGGUGACAGAAGUCCAUCACCCACCGUACGGCACACCACAGAUACCGCUGAUCCAUCGCUGGACAACCAACAUUCACAGCUCCAAACCUCAGUCCCUGUGGAGGUCCCUAAUUUCUUCCUCCCCUCUCACCAACUGGAGGCUUCUAUGAGAGCCAUAAAACUAGCUCCUUCCUUCUCCCAGACGCCCAGUGACCCAGGGCGGAUCUCUCCAGUUCAGAGCUUUCCUCAUCGCCGAGGUCCUCCACAGCGUCCCAACAUGUCUCCGUCGUCCAUGAAGAAAGAGACUGAGAGAAUAGCAAAAAUAUUUGCAGCUCACUUUGAUGAGAAUCAGUAGUGUGUGAUGGUUUUGUUUGCUAAACAUUUAUGAUCAUAUUUUUUCUUCUCAGUGGUUUCAGACUGAUAAGAUUAUGU
Molecule: messenger RNA, 6905 nt
Organism: Xiphias gladius (swordfish)
Lineage: Eukaryota; Metazoa; Chordata; Actinopteri; Istiophoriformes; Xiphiidae
Gene: c2cd3
Product: C2 domain containing 3 centriole elongation regulator
Biological process (GO): cilium assembly; centriole elongation
Cellular component (GO): centriolar satellite; centriole
Source: RefSeq, a predicted model, not a curated record